UUAGUAAUGCAACACUGAUUUCAAGCCGCAGUUUAAUUUGGCUUAUGGAGUUUAUCCAGAUUAGUUUAUUUAUAUCAAUCAAAUUCAAUAUUGUGUGAAUAUUCAACCGAAGCUGCUGCUUAAUGUCUCCGUUUUGAAGAUCUAAUUUGUUGUUAAAGAUAAAAAGCAAUUUUAACAUAGUGUAGUUGAUUGGCAUGGCGGAUAAAGAUGCUAUGGAUAUAUAUCACAAAGAUUAUGAAGAACACUCGCAAGAUGAUGCUGAUCAGAUAGAUAUUUAUGAUGAUGUGAUGGACCCUACUCAUAAUGAGAACUCAGGUAACAGCACUCCACACUGUGAAGAGAACACAGAGAGUUUUCAUUACUCUACUUCAUACUCUGGCAAGAAGUACCAACUAUACAUUGGAAACCUGACAUGGUGGACAACAGAUCAAGAUAUUGCAGAUGCUGUACGCUCAGUUGGUGUACCGGAUUUCUUGGAGGUCAAGUUUUUUGAAAACCGUGCAAAUGGUCAGUCUAAAGGAUUCUGUUUGAUUUCUCUUGGAUCAGAGGAGAGUUCAAAGAUAUGCCUUAAGGCUUUGCCACGGAAGUAUAUUCAUGGACAGAAUCUAGUUGUUACUUUUCCUACAAAAUCAGCUCUCACUAAGUUUGAGAACGAAGCUAAGAUGAGGUCACCCGCGGCUGCUAACAAACAAGGUCAGCAGGGCCAGAUGCCCCCUCGGGGCCAGCAGCCUGGUGUACUGACCAAUGCGCUGCCACCAGAUCAGGGCCCCAGGCCGCAGCACCACCACCAGCCACCGCACUACAAUCAGCAGUGGCAUCAUAACGGCAUCCGUCAUCCUGGACCGCCUAGGGUUCCUGGACCUCCUCACCAUAUGCAGCAGCAAGGACCACCUCAGCCACCUCCUGGCAUGUUCCCAGGACCACCUAGAAUGCCUGGACCUCCAAUGGAUCAACAUGGACCUCCACCUCCACGUCCUGAUUGGCCUCGACCUCCAGGUAUGCAGGGACCAGGUUACGGUCCAAUGGUGGGCCAGGGCAUGCAAGGGAAGCAGCAAGGUAUGCCGAUGCCUGGCAUGCACCAGCAGGGGCCUCCACCUCCUCGCCCAGCUCCACCUAUUCAAGGAAUGCCUCCUAACCAGAAUCCUGGAGGACCAUACUUCCAACAGGCUCCACCCCCUAGACCUCCUCCUCCAGGACCUUCGAUGGAUUUUGGACCACCUCCACAGACAAGGCCUCAUCACCCACCUAUGCAGCAGGUACUGUGCUCUUAG
Molecule: messenger RNA, 1271 nt
Organism: Nezara viridula (southern green stink bug)
Lineage: Eukaryota; Metazoa; Arthropoda; Insecta; Hemiptera; Pentatomidae
Source: the annotation of a GenBank genome assembly